Molecule: messenger RNA, 3942 nt
Organism: Mesocricetus auratus (golden hamster)
Lineage: Eukaryota; Metazoa; Chordata; Mammalia; Rodentia; Cricetidae
Gene: Sod2
Product: superoxide dismutase 2
Exons: 5
Coding region: 128-796 (222 amino acids)
Biological process (GO): superoxide metabolic process
Cellular component (GO): mitochondrion
Molecular function (GO): metal ion binding; superoxide dismutase activity
Source: RefSeq, a predicted model, not a curated record
GCGGCCGGCAGGGUCACCGCCUCGCGCUGUCCUUGCGGACGCCGCGGCGCGGUCGCCGCAGAGGAGACGCGCGCUCGGCAGCGAACGGCCGUGUUGUGGGGCGAGCGGCGGCAGUGAGCGUCUCAGCAUGUUGUGUCGGGCGGCGUGCAGCGCGGGCGGGCGGCUGGCCCCGGCGGCGACGGCCGCGGGCUGCCGGCAGAAGCACAGCCUCCCCGACCUGCCUUACGACUACGGCGCCCUGGAGCCGCACAUCAACGCGCAGAUCAUGCAGCUGCACCACAGCAAGCACCACGCGGCCUACGUGAACAACCUGAACGCCACCGAGGACAAGUACCGCGAGGCCCUGGCCAAGGGAGAUGUUACGACUCAGAUUGCUCUUCAACCUGCCCUGAAGUUCAAUGGUGGGGGACAUAUCAAUCACAGCAUUUUCUGGACAAACCUGAGCCCUAAUGGUGGUGGAGAGCCCAAAGGAGAGUUGCUGGAGGCUAUCAAACGUGACUUCGGGUCUUUUGAGAAGUUUAAGGAGAAGCUGACUGCUGUGUCUGCUGGAGUUCAAGGUUCAGGCUGGGGCUGGCUUGGCUUCAAUAAGGAGCAGGGUCGCUUACAGAUUGCUGCCUGCUCUAAUCAGGACCCAUUGCAAGGAACCACAGGCCUUGUUCCUUUGCUGGGGAUCGACGUGUGGGAGCAUGCCUAUUACCUUCAGUAUAAAAACGUCAGACCUGAUUAUCUGAAGGCUAUUUGGAAUGUAAUCAACUGGGAGAAUGUCACUGAAAGAUACACAGCUUGCAAGAAGUAAACCCUUAUACUGAGUAUGCUAGGCCUUCGAUGGCUAUUUUUGUAGUACAGAUUACCGCGGUAACUAUGACUGCUUUAUUGUAACACUUACUGAUGUGUAUCCACAUAUUUGAUGAACAUAAUGCUAUGAUAAUUUCUUAUUUUUAAUUAAAUUUAUUAUUAGGCAACUGUUUGAGAACAGUAUAUACUCUGUGUGAAUCACUCUUGACUGAUGUUUUCAUUAAAGCCUUGUUGCUAGGAUGCUAUAACUGUCAUUGUAAGACCAUCAGAAAUAUUCUUUCUCUGUGAUUUGGGGGCCUAAAGAAGACUCUGGAAUCCUGUUCUACUGCAGUUAGAAAAAAAUGAGUUUUGUUUUUUUUCUGAAUAGUUUCCUUUUUUAUUAAAAAUUACUCAUUUUGGUAAGUAAUCCUCUGUAUAGAGGAUGUCACAUAGUGGACUUUAUUUAUGAUCACAGUUUCCCACACAUUUGAAAUCUGUAACUUGAGGCUAAGGAUAUAGUUCAGUGAUAGAGCCUUGUCUGUGCCGUGCAAGGCCCUGGACUCUGCUUCAGUACCUUAAACAAAUCAUCAGACCCCAUAGUUUGGUUGCUGACUGAGAACUGUUUAAUUAUGAGAGAAGUAUGAUUGUACUUCUGGGGUGGUCUAUAGACAGAUGCAAAACCAUUUAAUAUUAUCUUUAAAAAACAACUGUGUAUUGCAUGAAAGUGCUCAAGAUGGACAAAUUAGGGUCUGCCUGAUGAUGUCAAGUAUGAGGACUAGGCCACAGGGCAUUCUGGGAAGCCAUUCAGACCCAUUAAUUUAUGUCUCAGAACUAUACUGUGUGCCAGGUGGCACCUUUGUCAGUAGAGGCAAAUGGAGUUUUGAGUGAGAUCAGUAGGGUAUCUCCCGGAGAACAUUAGUUUUCAGAGACACUUAUUUUUGUUUUUUCUGUAUGUUGUUUCAAGAAUUUAUAGUAGCCAGAGGGACUUUAUGUUGUUAUUCAAUAAAAGGAAGAUCUUUCCAUGACAAGGUGACACUGCGUUUCUGAUUUUGCUACUGUGCAGUGUUUGCACAUGGAGUUGUGCACUGUGGAAAUGACCAGGGGCCCUUUGUGAAUUUGCCUUUUCACAUUCUUUGACCAUUUCCUAAUUAUCUAGUAAAUACGUAAUGUUUUAUCAGCUGGAUGUCAUUUAGAGUUCUAUUACUGAAUAGUUCAUUUGGGUUUAAUUGUUGUUAUCAAAAAGACCGGUCAGCAAGCCUAGCAUGCAACUAUUAUUUCUUAUUGGAGUAUUUUUUGAAGGUUUAUUUUAUUUUUGACUAUGUAUGACUGUGUAUGUCUGUUCACUUCAGUGCAGGUGCCCAUGGUGGCUAGAAGAGAUUGUUGGAUUCCUUAGAGCUGAGUAGUUAGUUACAGGUGGCUUUGGGCCACCUGAUGUGGGUGCUGGGACUUGAACUACGAUCCUUUGCAAGAGCAAUAAGUACUUAGCCACUGAGCCGUCUCUCUGGCCCCUGGAUUUUUUUUUUUUAAUUGAGUUUUUUCUUAAGCCUACUUAGUAAUUUGUUCCAACUUUACCUUUUAUUCUCCCCUCAAGUAUAUUUUCCUGUUUUUUUUUUUAAAUAAGGAAAAUGGAGUAACCUUAGCAGUUUCAAUAUUGAAGACCGAAGUAAAAAAAAAUACUUAAAUUCAAAGCACUUCUUAAGAAUUUUCUGUAGAAGUUAGGUGUUUUGACUGUCAAAAGCUGAUGCAUUCCUGGUGGCUCUUUCUGUUUAUGCUUGUGCCUGGAGACUUAGGAAACUGUGAGUGGUGAGUAUUGUAUGGGACAGAGACAGACUGAGCAAACGAGGGUCACGUGUCCCCGCUUACCUCUGGCUACACUGCAGUGAACUCUUAAACAGGCUCUUAGGAGAGUGGCACUUGGAUGGAGUAACUUGAAUACAAGUCUGUUAGGUCGUAGUUUGUCUUGAACUUACAGAUUUGGAGGGACUACUGACUUUGUACAACUUUGACUCCUACUAAGCUCUCAGGUUUAAAAAAACUCAAUGGUGGAAUUUCUAUGAGGCUCUGUUUUUGCUACGGCUUUCUAUUGAUGAGAAUGAGGAUCGCAUGGUGUUCAUUAAAUUUAAGUCUUCUCCCUGAUGCAUAGAUUUUAAGAGAUUUACUAAGAGAAUUUACAAACUAAAGACUUAAAUCAUUCACUGGAAAAUGAGGCUUAGAUGAUUUAGCUCUGUCUUUUUUUUUUACAAGUAGAGACAAGUAGUUGACAUUUCUUCUGAAAGAAAUAGUGGUGCACACCUAUAAUCUCAGCACUUGGGAGGCAGAGCGAGUUCCAGGAUGGUCAGGGCUACAAAGAGAGACCCUGUCUUUAAAAACCAAAAAUAAAGGUAAAGAAACAAAAUAAGUGAAACACAUAUUGUUCAUCUGGGAAGGAGUGUGUGUGAGUGACUAGAUCAGCGGUGUGUUCUCCAGUCCUGGAUGAACUUGACAGAUAUUAGCACUGGGGGAAACAAGGAGGCAAAAUAAGUAUUUCUUUUGAGGUAGUAUCUGCUGCUUGAACUAUUGUGCAUUAAAUAACUUUGGAGUUCAGAAAUUGCCUUAUUGCAUCUGAAAUUCUUGGUCUAACAUGAGAUCUGAAUUUCUGUUGAGCACCUUUAUAAAAAAGUAUCUAAGCCAUAUAAUCAGGACUGAUUCUUGGUGUGUGUGAGCUCUAUCUAAAACUAAACACUGGCUUGUUUUUCCUGUUGUAAUCUCAGAUAAAAUAUUAUUAGGAGCCAGGCGGUGGUGGCGUAUGCCUUUAAUCCCAUCACUCGGGAGGCAGAGGCGGGCGGAUCUCUGUGAGUUUGAGGACAGCCUGGUCUACAGAGUGAGUUCCAGGACAGUCUCCAAAACAAUACAGAGAAACCCUGUCUUGAAAAACAAAAACAAAGCAAAACAAAACAACAACAACCAAAAAAUACUAUUCGGAAAGCUGUUUGGUAAAUUUUUAAAUAGGUUCCAGCAAAGCACUAUCCUACUGAUCCUGGCAAGCUGGCAUCUGACUCUGAAUAUCAUACCUGCUGAAAAGCCUGUAAGGUCCUGGGUAGUUUCCAUUUAAUUAUUGAUCAAAGAAGCAUUUAUUUUCCUAUGUAAGUGCAAAGUGUUUUUGAUUGUUAAUAAAAUCUGUAAACUAUG